CCUGUUGCUGGUCACGUGGUGCAGUGAUGUCACGGAGGACGUCUGUAGAUUCAGCCGGACGGGCAGGAAGUGUAGUAUGUGUUGGUGCCGGCUAGCGCCGAAUUACGAAAAGCGGCCCCGCAGGAGAGGAGGACGAGUGGAUGUCAGUGUGUGUGAGGAGGCUCCGCGGGGCCCAGGCGCUGGGUGGUCGGUGGAGGAAUGGAGUCCGAGGCGCAGCAGUAGGGAGAGUGAGAGAGGGAACGAGGCCUCAUGAUGUUAGCUGGCCCCCAGAAUUGAACCCACGCUUGUUUUAUCCCUCACCUCUCAAAAACCUUUUGCCUACAACGACUACAAGCUCAUUUACACGCCCUACAUCUGCUAAUAACGGGGAAUGGCCUUCAGUUAAUGGAUGGGAGAAGCAUCAGAGACAUCUGCCGUCUACUAUGGCACCACUGAGGACAAAAGUCUCUGCAUCUAAAUCUCAUUCUUCCAAUGUGCCGUGCUCCAGUGUGAGCUGUGUGUAUCCAGUGGGAAGUGACGCCUGGCAUUUCACUUGUGCUCAGCUUGACUGUUUUAGAAGUUUGUUUGAACCUGGAGUUUGCAGGACACCUUACCAGGCUGUUGCAUUACCCAUUCCUGGAACUCCGCAUGGAAUUUUAGCAUUUCACCCAAGUGAGGAGAUGCAAGCCAGUUCAGUCCCUGGAAACAACCAGCCUGAUAUGGAACAACAGCUGGCUGUAAUGCAUGCCAAACUGAGGGAAGAGUUGCCAGAUUUCUUGUUGAAAACUAUGGAUUACUCGCUAUACAGGAAGGAUGUGGAAUUUGUCAGCAAUGUCCUGCAUAUACAUACAAGAGGUAUCCUGUUAUAUCGGCUACUUUUGACACUUUCGCGGUUUUUGUUCUUGAGUUACUUAUCCAAUGCACAUGUCUCUAUCCUGAAACUGACAUCUCACCCCGAAACAUGUAGUAUCCAAGCUCGCUGGGCAAUCUCAGGCCUUCCUUUGCACACUCUUCUCUUUCACUUCUAUCGUAAUGACAAGACAGAGCUUUACAAGUCUUUUGAUGCUCACUCCACCUUUUACUUGGCCUCAGAUGGUCUAAUACGUCUACAUAAAUUGGAAUGGGUGAUGCCUUCUCAGCCACUUACCGUACCCAAGAAGACUCUUCUCGCUGCUGCUCUAGUAGCUUUAGGCUUGGGAGAAAAUCGUCCUGCACUCAAUUUACUAUCUUCCCCUAAAGCAUCUCCCAAGCUUUGAUACAACUUUGAUUCUUGCUUCUGCUUCUAAAAGUCUUUCUAUACCGUACAGCAUGAAGAUGGCUUGCAGAGUAGCUGGUUUUGUUAAAAAAUGUAGGGUAGACACUGUUAAACCGUACAGACAACUGUGGAUGAACGCAAUCUGUACAAAAGCCCAGAUAUACAUAGAGGGUGCUGAGUCAAUAACUCUGUUUCCCUUUCUUACAGAUAUUCUGUACUCUGCUGUAUAUGUUGUUGUAACUGUUGAUUCAGCCUGUGGAUGUGUAACAUUCUGUACAUAAUUAAAUUAUAACAUUAGGUCUAAA
Xenopus laevis (African clawed frog) is the source of this 1539-nucleotide messenger RNA. RefSeq names its product chromosome 6 open reading frame 136 S homeolog (gene c8h6orf136.S). The record is from RefSeq and is a predicted model, not a curated record. Lineage: Eukaryota; Metazoa; Chordata; Amphibia; Anura; Pipidae. The transcript has 6 exons. Bases 141 to 1235 code for a protein of 364 amino acids.